GUGGGAGGAGUCAUGGGCGUGCUCGUCGAAAUUUUAAUCAAAAAAUGGCCUUCGAUUCCCAAGAGUCCCAGACUAGCAGUGUUGGCGAUUAUUAUGAGAGCGAGGAGGAGGAGGAGGAUGAUUACAAGUAUUUCGAGGAAGAAGAUUUGAUGGAAGAUAGUGAAACCUUUAGUAAAGAGAACAGUGAUCCUGAAUGGUACGAGCAUUCCUGUAUGCCGUCGCAGGAGGUGUGGUCUAUUAUAAAAAAGGAGGUGUGUCAGUUGAGUCAGGACCUACAGGUUACUGAUCCUAUUGCAAGACUAUUAUUGUAUUCAACUAAAUGGGACAAAUCCCUAGCUGUGUCAAAGUUUAAUGGCGAUAAAAAUCAAUUUUUCAUUGAUGCUCACAUUCAUCCAAGCAAACCUAAACGACAACCACUUGAACCAUGUACUGAGUGUCCAAUAUGUUUUAGUAGUGAUGAUGCCAAUUACCAGUUAUACUGUGGUCAUUCCUUUUGCUGUGACUGUUGGAUUAGUUACAUCAUCUCUAAACUGGAGAGAGGAGUAUCACUAGGCAUUGAGUGCAUGGAUUGUGAUGUGUUAAUGGGAUUUGAAGUGAUUGAUACUCUACUAGUGAAGAGAUCAAGCGUUAUCAGACGAUAUUACCAACUGGCACUAUCACAAAUUGUAGAGUCUCAUCCAUUGUUACGCUGGUGUCCUGGCAGAGAUUGUGAUAUGGUGUUUGCCGUCAAGGAACCACUACCUAAGAGAAUCCAAUGCACUCACUGCAAUCUAGCUACAUGCUUCCAGUGUGGAGAAGAAUACCAUUCACCAACAGAUUGCGAAUCGUUUAAGAAUUGGUUGUUGAAAUGUAGAGAUGAUUCAGAAACUGCUCACUACAUCACUUCUAACACAAAAGACUGUCCAAAGUGUUCUUCUGCCAUUGAAAAGAAUGGAGGAUGUAAUCACAUACGUUGUACCAAGUGUUCCUUUGAUUUCUGUUGGAUGUGCUUAAGUGCCUGGGCAAAACACAAUAAUGAAUACUAUGCUUGCAGUCGCUAUCAAGCUGAUCCAGACGUCAUGAAGGCAAAGGUGACCAAAGCUCGAGAGGCUUUGAAGAAGUAUAUAUUCUAUUUUGAAAGAUGGGACAAUCAUCACAAAAGUCUAUUACUGGAGGAAGAGACUCGUUUUAAAAUCCAAACAAGAAUAAAGGAGCAAGUCUCCAAUGGAGAAGGAACCUGGAUUGAUUGGCAAUACCUCCUUGAUGCUGCAGAUCUGCUUAGAAAAUGUAGGUAUACACUGAAGUAUACAUAUCCCAGGGCUUACUGGAUGAUUGGAGACAAGAAGCAUCUGUUUGAGUACCAGCAGGCACAGCUUGAGUUAGAGAUAGAGAAUCUGUCAUGGAAAGUGGAGAGAGCAACCAUCACUGAUAGAGCUGAUUUAGAGCGGCAGAUGGCAGUGACUGAGAUAAGACGCGUGACGUUACUUAGAGAUUUUAAACAUUAUUGAAUUUACAAUCAUGAAAAACAAGCUGACAGUUAAGCUGCUGGAGGAUUAUGUAAAAUACAUGUACACUGACUCUUAUCAUCAAUGCCACGACAUAAUAUGAAGGCCAACUUUUGUUAUUUAUUAUUAAUUAAUCAUGAUUAUAGCAAUGAAAUCAAUUGUUCAUAGUUGGUGUUUUUUUAUCAUUAAAAUUAGUACAAUUUGCAAAACAAUCGUCAUGAUGAUUAUAUCACAA
This is a messenger RNA of Amphimedon queenslandica, 1719 nucleotides long. RefSeq names its product potential E3 ubiquitin-protein ligase ariadne-2-like. The record is from RefSeq and is a predicted model, not a curated record. Bases 45 to 1487 code for a protein of 480 amino acids. Gene Ontology annotation, molecular function: ubiquitin-protein transferase activity; zinc ion binding. Lineage: Eukaryota; Metazoa; Porifera; Demospongiae; Haplosclerida; Niphatidae. The transcript is spliced from 16 exons. Gene Ontology annotation, biological process: protein ubiquitination.